CCUCAGGAUUUUGAGGCCUGUAGGGCUUUUUGCCCAUGCCGAUCAUCGGCCCUGCCUCUAUCUUCCUCUCUCAAGCUCUCUCUCCUUCAGCUCUCAUAUACACACUGCUGUUCUCCGGGGACUGAGGUACGAUAGUUGAGUUUUGCCGUGACUGUGAGCGGAUUACUCUGUACUUAUUUUAUCCUGUGAGCGAUAUUGCGACAACCCGUCAUGUAGUGGGACAAUUAUCACUUCAAUCUAGUUUUCAUCAAAGGGUUAGGUGACUCAGCUGUUUAGUAUUCUUAUUCGAGCGACGGUAUAAGCCUUCCAGAAUCGAAAACAGGAUGUUUCCGGGGAAGAUAAACGUCAGCUAUAUACACACGUUCCCCUGUUUUGCUCUGUCUGUGGCUCCAAGCUUAGCUAGGCAGAGACUUUGCGAAAAUUAGAAUUUGGCAGUGGCCUAAAUACAGUUUUUCUAUCACAAAGACCCGAAUAUAGGUACAGUUACACCACAUAUCUUACUUUGGACGAGUCUGAGUGAAUUUUCUUUGGCUUUAUUAUCUUGUAUGACUGUCCGGGUGUUAUAUCAACACACUAUAAAAAUAUCCCACACUCGCAGACAUAUAGUGCUCAAAAUUGUCUCGAAAAAUCAUGGUGAACAUGGAAGCCGAAACUCAUGCCUCACCUCAUGAAAGGCUUAGCCCCUCCUUGAAAAACACUCUGCUAGUAAUAAACUGCAUGGUCCUCUCAAUUGGACACUGUGGCGGUCCAUUAGUCACGCGGCUCUAUUUCAUCCAUGGCGGCAAAAGAGUCUGGCUAUCAAGCUGCCUCUUAACCGCGGGCUGGCCAUUCAUUUUGGUAAUUUUCUUAGCCACCUUCUGGUUCCGUCGUGCCACCCUCAGUGACUACACGGCCAAGCUCUUCAACAUUAGACCACGCUUGUUCCUGGCCUCUGCUGUCAUUGGUAUUCUCACCGGUGUCGAUGACUACAUCUAUGCAUAUGGCGUCGCAAGACUGCCCGUGUCCACAGUCGCGCUAAUAAUUGCUUCACAACUUGUAUUCACUGCAGGUUUCGCAUAUUUACUGGUGAAGCAAAAAUUCAGCUCGUAUUCGGUGAAUGCUGUUGUUCUGCUGACAAUAGGAUCCGGAGUACUAGCUCUGCAUACGAGCAGUGACAGACCGGAUGGAGAGUCGAAAAGAGAGUACGUUUUAGGGUUUGUUAUGACGCUUGGAGCCGCGGCCUUGUACGGAUUCAUACUGCCAUUGAUUGAGUUCACAUAUCAGAAGGCCAAGCAAGUUAUUGAUUAUCAGUUAGUGAUGGAGAUUCAAAUGGUCAUGUGUUUGUUUGCCACUCUUUUCUGCAUUGUGGGGAUGCUUAUCAACAAUGACUUUAAGGCAAUACCAAGAGAAGCAAGAAACUUUGAACUGGGAGAAACGAAGUACUAUGUAGUACUGGUUUGUAGCGGAUUGAUAUGGCAGUUUUUCUAUUUAGGAGCCGUCGGAGUUAUAUUCUGCUCAUCAUCGCUCUUAUCGGGUAUCAUUAUAGCGGUUUUACUUCCGGUUACAGAAGUUUUGGCUGUUAUUAUCUACCGAGAAAAGUUUCAAGCGGAGAAAGGAGUGGCUCUCAUUCUUUCUCUCUGGGGAUUUGUUUCUUACUUCUAUGGCGAAAUAAAACACAACAGAAGAAUAGAAAAGAGUCGCAGGGCUGAAAUGGAUCUGCCUUGAGAUCAAAUUGUUGUUCCAUCAGUGUAAUAUCUAGCAUGUAUAGUGUACUCUGUUUCUGUAAUUUUGUGUAAGAUUGAGAAAGACGGAGGACUGUCUGCCGAGUGAUGCUCUUGAAUCACUUUUUAAAAUAUAAUAUCAAUAUGUGACUCCCAGUG
This is a messenger RNA of Daucus carota subsp. sativus, 1859 nucleotides long. Its product is annotated as purine permease 1. Gene Ontology annotation, molecular function: purine nucleoside transmembrane transporter activity. Lineage: Eukaryota; Viridiplantae; Streptophyta; Magnoliopsida; Apiales; Apiaceae. The record is from RefSeq and is a predicted model, not a curated record. Gene Ontology annotation, cellular component: membrane. The coding region runs from base 631 to 1704 and encodes 357 amino acids. The transcript has 4 exons.